Molecule: messenger RNA, 3072 nt
Organism: Selaginella moellendorffii
Lineage: Eukaryota; Viridiplantae; Streptophyta; Lycopodiopsida; Selaginellales; Selaginellaceae
Product: pentatricopeptide repeat-containing protein At4g02750
Exons: 1
Coding region: 23-2980 (985 amino acids)
Molecular function (GO): protein binding
Source: RefSeq, a predicted model, not a curated record
UUUUAGGGUUUUAGCGUGGCCGAUGCAAUCUGAGACCGCGCUCGCGAAUCGAGUGAGGAAUUGCGGCGAUCUCGAGCACGCAAGGAAGAUUCACGCGGUGAUUCUCGGUAGCGACCACAGGCACAGCAGAUAUCUCUCGAAUUUGCUCGUGGAAGCCUAUGGAAAGUGCGGAAGCUUGGACGAUGCCACGGCGGUGUUCGAUGCGAUCGGCGAGCCCAAUUCUUACUCGUGGAAUCUUCUGCUCCGCGCCUACACCCACAAUCGUGAGCUCCGCAGGGCAGAAGAGAUCUUUGCGAGGAUCCCGGAAAGAGAUCGCGAUGGCGUGGCGUGGACGACGAUCAUCUCGGCGUAUGCCCGCGCUGGACAGAUCCACGACGCGCGGAGGCUGCUGGAGAGGAUGCCUCGCCUGGAGAAGAAGUUGGCGCUCACGACGAUGAUCACGGCGUAUGCCCAGCGCGGGCAUUUGCAGGAAUCGCAAGCUAUGUUCGAUCAAAUCGCCGACAAGGACACCGCGUGCUGGAAUGCCUUGCUCACUGCGUAUGCAAACAAUGGAGAAACGAAUCGUGCAAAGGCGAUCUUCGAUCAGAUGGGCGAUCGAGACAGGAUCUCCUGGACCGCGCUUCUCACAGCAUUUGCCAAGAAUGGGCAAAUUCAAGAAGCGUGGAAACUCUUUGAUGUUAUGCCCAAAGAGCUCAAGGCAUCCAGCGCCUAUAACACGAUGAUGAGCGCUUGCAUUGCGUCAGACAACAUCUCUGAAGCUCGAGCUCUCUUUGAUCAGAUGGACAUCCGGGACACCGUAUCGUGGAAUCUCCUAAUCACUGGCUACGCAAGGCUUGGAAGUGUGGAUAUGGCACGAGCAAUCUUUGAUGCCAUGCCAGAGAGAGAUGUUGUAUCAUGGAAUUCCAUUCUUACAGCAAAUGCUCAGCAAGGGCAUGCCAAGGAAUCGCAACGAAUCUUUGAUGAGAUGCCUUGCCGCGACUUGGUAUCGUGGAAUGCUCUAAUUGCUGCCUAUGCGAUGGAGGGUAGUUUAGGUCGGGCUAAGCUUUUGUUUGAUCAAGCUCCAGUUAGAGAUAGUGUGACAUGGAAAUCUCUUCUAACAGCAUACGCCCAUAAUGGGCAUAUUGAGGAUGCUGAAAUUUUGAUCCAGAAAAUGCCCUUACGGUGCUUGAGCGCGUGCACGGCCAUGAUCAUGGGGUACGGACAGAAUGCCCUGGUGAUUCCAGCACGGAAUCUCUUCAAUGACAUGCCCGGCUGGGACAUUCUGACUUGGAAUUGCCUGCUCAAUGCCUACGUCCAGAAUGGCCACCUUCUGGACGCACGAGGUUUGCUGGAAGAGAUGCCCGAGCACGACGCUGCAUCGUGGAACGUCCUUCUCGCCGCUAGCAAAGAUGCGCGUGAAGCAAAGAGGAUCUUUGAUCGAAUCCUGUAUAGAGACAUCGUUUCAUACAACGCAAUCAUCUCUGGAUACGCACAGAGCGGAAAUCUGGACAAGGCGAGCGCGCUCUUCGAUCGAAUGCCGGAGAGGGACGUGAUCUCCUGGAACACGAUGGUCACCGCGUAUACCCAAAACAAUGAUCUACCUCGAGCGAUCGAGCUGUUCCAGGAGAUGCCCGAGAAGGAUGUGAUCACCUGGAACACGAUGCUGGGCGCCUAUGCUCAAAACGGGGAUCUAGAGAAGGCGAGGAGCGUUUUUUAUGAGAUGCCACAGCAGGCACUGUCGUCCUGGAACGCGAUGCUCGCAGCCUACAUCCAAUCCGGGCACACCGACGAGGCCAAGCGAUUCUUCGCCGAGAUGCCGCAGAGGAACAUCCUGUCCUGGAACACGAUCCUGGGAGCGUGCUCGAGAGUCGAGGAAGGAAAAGCCUUCUUCGAUACGAUGCCUGCCAGGGACAUCGUCUCGUGGAACUCGAUGAUCUGGGCAUACUCCCAGGGUGGUGAUGUCGCCAGCGCCAAGACCCUCUUCGAUUCCAUGCCAAUCCGGCAAACUUCGUCGUGGAACGCAGUGAUCGGAGCUUACGCCAGCGCCAACGAUCUCAUCCACGCGAGAGAGCUCUUCGAUGAGAUGCCGCAGCGAGAUCUAGUGUCGUGGAACACCAUAAUCUCUGCGUAUGCUCGCGAAGGAAUCAGCGAUGCCGUGACCCUCUUCGAUCAAAUGCCCGAGAGAGACGCUGGAUCGUGGAUUGCUGUGGUGGCCGGCUGCAUUGGAGCUGGAUUAACCCAGAGAGCCAAGGAGUUCUUCCAGAUCUGUCCAGACAAGGAAGCCAUUGCGUCGCUCAUGAUCGCGAUGCUUGCCGAGAAGGGCGAUCUAGAAGCCGCAAGGAGCGCGUUUGAUGGCCUCCACAAUCCCCAGCUCGUGGAGUGCAACGCGAUCAUCACGGCCUACGCGCAGCAAGGAUAUCCGAGAGAAGCGCGCGAGCUCUUCAACGCAAUGACGUGGCGGGAUACCGUGACGUGGAAUGCCAUGGUGGCAGCAUAUUCCCAGAACGGAGACCUAGAUGCGGCUCUCUUCCUCGCGGCGACCAUGCCGGAGCAAACUCUGGUGUCGAUCAACGCGAUAAUCACCGCGCUCGCCUCCACUGGCCACUGGAUCGAGGCGUUCUAUCGAUUCCGGCGGAUGCUGAUCCAGGGCUUCGAUCCCGACGGCAUUACAUUCGUCACGAUCCUCGCGGCGAGCGGCGGCUGCGCGGUCGAUUGCUCCAAGAGCUUCGUCGCCAUGGCAGUGGAUUUCGGCGUGGAGCCCGGGAUCAAGCACUACAGCUGCCUGAUCGACGCGCUGUGUAGAUCCGGUCAGGAAGAAGCCGCGCAGCAGGUGCUGCGAUUGAUGCCAAUCGUGCCGGAUGCUGUGACUUGGACGAGCUUGCUGACAGCGUGUGGAAUACAUGGCUCGCCCGGAAGAUCCCUAAUCGCGAAGAACGCCACACGCGGCAAGGGGGCCUCCCCUUAUGUGUUACUUUCAAAUAUUCUAGCUAGUAGUUUUUAGGCAUUUUUUGUAAUAAACAAUGGCAUCCCAUUCAAUUAGCUAGAUUUUGUUUAUACUAGCCAUUAAGUUAUUAUGUCUUUGCUUGACGCAAA